GCCUCUUCCUGUCAUGGCCGCUACCGGGCUGCCGGAGUCCGCCGAAGCGGGGUGGUCCUGCGUCCCCAGCAAUUGAGAACCUUGCCGGGAGGCGUGGAGCGGGGUCGUCCCCCAGCCCAGAGCCGGCGGCAGGAGAUACCGCUGCAGCACCUGCUUCCCACCGCUCUCCUCGCUUAACCUUCCCCUGAGGUCGGCUGGUCAUCAGCAUGCCUUCUACCGAGAACACCUCAAAACUUUUCCUGGUCCUUGUUUCAUUGCUGCUGGCAUUGCCAGGAGUUGAAGCUCUGGACACGGGAGAUGUCAUUGCCUUCCUACUAGGCCUUGCUGUUAGUGUCGUCGGAUUCUGUGCCUGCCUUGGCUUGUAUGCAAGGAAAAGGAAUGGGCAGCAAUGACUUCAAAGAGAUAAGGAAAAGGAAUGGGCAGCAAUGACUUCAAAGAGAUGCUUAGAUUGAGUUUCCAACACGGUUUGGAGUUGAGAUGUGGAGUGUAAAACGGAUCUUAGUUUCUGGAUAACUUUAAAAAACCAUGCAGUAGUUAUUUCUGUAAGCCAUUCUUACUGUGCAGUACAACAGAAUCAAGAACUACCCAGUAAAAGGGAUUUGUAGGAUCUGUCCUUGUGACAACAAAGUGAUUUUAUACUGCUUGCAAUUAAAUAUUGCCUUAGACAAAGGGUAAGAACUUUCUGAAUGGGGAAGAAAAAACAGAGAGUGGUUCACGUUAAAUAUUUAUAAAUGCAACAUGUGAGGGAAUCCACCAAAAAUUUCCACAAUUUUGGAUUCAAGGGUUAAUCAGGAAGAAGCAACUAUUAACAUUCCAGUCAGGAUAACAGAUACUUAGAAGUACUCCUAAGUAGAUAACUAGUGAGCAGACUGGGAGUUUUUUUGUCUGCACAUGCUCAUAUUCUUUCUAAUGACAGGUACCACCUAACUGCUUACCUCUGCUGUCACGGGGAUGAGACUUGAGAGAACUAAGAAAACAUGGAAAAGUUUUUUUUCUUACCUAUUUUUAUUUUAAAGUGUACUUCUCCUGUACCCUGUGUUGUUACUAAGUAGAUAUGCUUAAGGAUAUGACCAUUAUUUUUCUUUAACGUGUAUUUCACAGGAAAGUACAUGUAAGAUUAUGUAAAUCAAAUCAGGGUUGUUUUUCUUGUCCCUUGUUUAUUUUUUUUCUACUCAGCUUUCCUUUAAGCACAUUAGAUUUAAGGCUUAUUUCAUUUGGUACUUGCAUUUUUUUUCCCCUAGACUGAAGACUUAUCUAAUUUUAAUGUGGACUUAAGUGUAGUAUUUCUGCAUUAAAGAGUUGUUAGAAUUACAAGAGAGUUGUGCACUACUUCUUUAGCUAUAUGGAAGAACACGUUUUGUUAAAAUUGUAGUUUUAAUCAACAGGUCCAUUGUUCUCAAGUGUCUGCCUUCUGACAAACUUUGUUGCUGCUAAGUGUCUAGGCUUCUUAUAGGCUGGAUAUUAGGAGAAAGUUCUUCACAGAGAGAGUGAUUUUGCCAUUGGAAUGGGCUGCCCAGGGAGGUGGUGGAGUUGCUGUUGCUGGAGUGUUCAAGAAAAGAUUGGAUGAGGCACUUAGUGCCAUGGUCUAGUUGAUUGGAUGGGGCUGGGUGAUAGGUUGGACUGGAUGAUCUUAAGAGGUCCCUUCCAACCUGUUUGAUUCUAUGAUUUUAACUGAUGGAUACGAGUUGCACAGAUUAGGACCAAAACCAAAGUGAAAAAUCCUAAUGUAAAAUGUGAGAUGUAAAUAGUCUUACUCUGUUCAUGCUCAGUUAUAUUGUAUGGGAUAUGACUGAAAGACUCAGUAACACAUCUAGGACCUGUUUCUUUCAUAGAAUCAACCAAGUUGGAAGAGACCUCCAAGAUCUAGUUCAACGUACCACCUAGCCCUGUCUUGUUAGUACUUGCAAGUACUAAAGGUAAAAUGACAUAGCCAAGAAUGUCCGCCACAAGCCUUGUCUUAAUAGGAUUUUCUGGCUGUCAAGGAGCACAGUCUGAAACAACAGCAGAAUAAGGAGUAUAGGAAGGUGAGCUUUCCACAGUUCACAGAAUUUACUUCUUCAGAUCUUGUGCUGUGGACACUGCUACUCUUGUUAGAAAUCUUGGCUUUUAUCAUUCAGAGCUGGGGGUGAAAAAGUGCAGAGCUCUAUAUUCUGGUAACUAUUGCUCCCCUUCCUCUGUAAGUCUGUUCAGUAGAGCACAAAGCAAUAACUAAAAGAGUCGUCAGGCAGGUUUUAUAUAAGUAAUAGGAUGGGCAGAUCAUAUUCUCCAAAUUCUAAGAUUUCUGUGUGCUGUUUGGUUGGUUUGACUUCUGUCUGCAACUUCUGAGGAGACACAAGCUCUGGUUGUUUCAGUCUUGCAACUUAUGGCCCUCCGUCAUGGUUGACAAGGGAAGUAAAACAAAACCUUCCAUAAUUGCAUGGGGUUUCUUGAAAGUGUAGGUCUUGACCCAGCAAGCCACAAGCACGUAGGUUUCUUCUCCCAAGUUACAAGGACAGUAAUGAUCACAAAGUUAUGGAACUGAAGUUUUGCCAGGUAGCUGUUCUAGAACCCACACCAAGCAUGCUCUUCUGUGUUCCAGCCUGGCUAAACCACUGCUAUCCUUAAAAGCCAAACAAAAUCCAAACCACAAAGUUACAACUCCGUUCACUUUAUAUUUCCACAAAUUAAGCAAUUUUGCCAUUUUUUUUCUGUAGAAUAUCACAUACUACACUUUCAGUGGAAUUAAUUUUAUCACAAGCAACCCUUCACAGAUUCCUUUCAGUCAGGCAAUAGGGAUAUGAGGAGUUGUUUUCUUUGCCUGAAGCUGUAUGUAAUUCAUUGGAAGGUGAAACACGUUUGCACAGUAUAAUGGUGUUGCUUCCUGGGUUUUGACAGAAACCUUAUUGUUAAUUGCUUGCAUUUGUCAAUGAUUCAAUUGUAAAAUCAAAUACCUUUGUUUUUUCUUCUGUCUUAAUAAACUUUAAUGUAUGGUUUGUAA
Messenger RNA from Pogoniulus pusillus (Red-fronted tinkerbird), 2977 nucleotides. RefSeq names its product small integral membrane protein 30 (gene SMIM30). The record is from RefSeq and is a predicted model, not a curated record. The transcript has 2 exons. Bases 207 to 392 code for a protein of 61 amino acids. Lineage: Eukaryota; Metazoa; Chordata; Aves; Piciformes; Lybiidae.